Neocloeon triangulifer is the source of this 2535-nucleotide messenger RNA. RefSeq names its product sodium-independent sulfate anion transporter-like. The transcript is spliced from 13 exons. Gene Ontology annotation, cellular component: membrane. Gene Ontology annotation, molecular function: sulfate transmembrane transporter activity. Gene Ontology annotation, biological process: transmembrane transport. NCBI's taxonomy places the organism in Eukaryota, Metazoa, Arthropoda, Insecta, Ephemeroptera, Baetidae. The record is from RefSeq and is a predicted model, not a curated record. Bases 356 to 2266 code for a protein of 636 amino acids.
CUGAAAAAUAAUCUUCUCGAAAAACACGGAGCUCAGUGCACACAUUAUACACGCGUCCGAGAAAAGGAAUAGCUUCAAAAAGAGAGACGUCAAAAUUUCGCUAAUGAAAUGCGUUCGAAAAUUGUUUGCGAAAAGUUAGCACCGCGUUAAUAGUGCGAUCACGUGUAUCGUUUACGAAGGCCAACGACGCCGCGACAAAAACACCACCACCGUGACCCAGAGACGCUGCAGUGAUCUCGUCGUCGCGCGACUGCUUUUGUGACUAGGCAUGCAAAUUCACUCGACCGCCCACAGAUUACAAUACACACCUGCUGGGAGGGAUAGACACUCUUAAGCGGCGGCCGGAGCCACAAACAUGCCAGUCCCGACAGCCACCUACACCGCCAUGCAGCUCACGGCGGUGAAGCCGAAUGCGCCAGCAGAUGAUAAUAAAAACAGCGGGUGGUUGAGAAAAAACAAAAUGCAGUCUCUGUUGACGAAGAGGCUGCCCAUUUUAAAAUGGGCCAGAACGUACGACUCGAGCUGCUUCGUGGCUGACCUGCUUGCCGGACUCACCGUCGGACUCACAGUCAUCCCACAAGGAAUGGCAUGUGCGGUCAUAGCAGGCUUAGAACCACAGUAUGGACUGUACGCAGCGUUCAUGGGCUGCUUUGUGUACAUCUUUUUUGGCAGCUGCAAAGAUAUAACGAUUGGUCCGACUGCUAUUUCUGCCAUGCUGGUUAAACCUUAUGUGGACAAAUUCGGCGCCCAAGUUGCAGUCCUGAUUUGUUUUUUGUCAGGCUGCUUGAUUUUCUUACUCGGAGUUUGCCAGCUUGGCUUUUUGGUGGACUUCAUAUCAAUGCCUGUGAUAAUUGGCUUCACUUCUGCUGGUGCUAUCAGCAUCGCUUCGAGCCAGGUUGCAGCUCUCCUCGGAAUCAAGGGCGGUGGUCACACUUUCCUCGAGUACUGGAUCAAAGUUUUUGAAAACAUCCAAAACACAACAAUUUGGGAUCCAGUUCUUGGCUUCACCUGUAUCGCCAUUCUUCUCUUCAUGAAGUAUAUUACGAAAUAUGCAAGGCCACCUGCCAAUAGAUCUGAAAUGACAACUUCAACAAAAAUCUGGAAAGGUGUGAUCAAGUACUUGUCCCUGAGCAGAAAUGCUCUGGUCGUUUUAUUCAGCACCGUCAUCAUUGUGCUAAUCAUGGGAAAUGGAGAUCCACCUGUUGUUAUAACAGGAGACAUCCAGGAAGGCCUUCCUCACUUUACACUUCCUGAUUUUGGCCUGGUUUACCAAAACGAAACCCUGAGUGUAGCUGAAACAUUUAAUGAACUCUCGUCAGCGAUCAUCAUUCCUUUUGUUCUCGUUUUAGAGUCCAUAGCUAUUGCUAAGGCUUUUGCUAACGGGAAGACAAUUGACGCCACCCAGGAGAUGAUUGCUCUUGGGCUGAGUAAUAUUCUUGGCUCGUUCUUUCAAUCUUUCCCAACAACAGGCUCUUUUACUAGGACUGCGGUGAACAAUGCGUCUGGUGUUCGGACACCAUUAGGGGGCUUUUAUACUGGUGCCCUUGUUCUACUGUGCCUUGGUUUGCUGACCUCUUCUCUGAAGUACAUGCCGAAAGCAACAUUGGCCGCCGUAGUAAUUUGUGCUGUGAUAUUUAUGAUUGAAAUACACGAAGUCACAAUGGCUCUUUGGAAAUCCAAAAAGCUGGACUUGAUUCCCCUUUAUGCAACUUUCAUCGCGUCUUUGCUCUUGGGACUAGACAGUGGAAUGAUAAUCGGUAUCGGGGUCAACGUACUUUUCAUUUUCUAUGAGGCGGCCAGACCGAAAUUAUCUAUCGAGACGUCGACUCUACUAAACAAGGAAGUUAUUCUUGUCAGACCUGACAGGAGUAUAACUUAUCCAGCUGCGGAAUAUGUGAAGGAUGCAGUUAACAAGCAGUCGUCCAGGUUUAUGGGAUGCGAAGUUCUCGUUGUAAUAGAUGGAAAGAGAAUUAACGGAAUUGAUUCUACAGCAAUAAAAGUUUUGAAAUCCUUGCUUGACGAUUUGAGAUUAAAAAAUCAUGCUAUUUGUUUCUGGAACUGGAACAAAAUGAUAACCGACUCUUUUGUGUCAUUCGAUGGCAAAGACAUUGAACUGUUCAAGUGUGAAACCACUUUGGAGCAUCUUUUAUCAGCUGACGAUAAUGAAGAAGUGGGACCGAGCUGCAGUGUUGGCGAUGGCGACACCUCGUCAUGCUCUUCAAUGCCAACCGAGCAGGUUUGGACACCCGAGAAACUGCCUGUCUGAUUAACUCGAAGCAGACAAGUAAAAAGUGAAUUUAUGCAUAAAAAGUGAAUUUUUUUUACCAAAAAUGGACUGUUAACAAUAGAAAAGAACUAGAAUUCUUAUCUAGAUCGGUUUCCAAAAUAUUUAUUUUAUCACAAGACAAUGUUUAUUUUUAAGAAAAUUUUACCUGAAUGUAACUGCAGAGAGCCGGAGACUUAAAAUAAAUUGUAUUUUAAGAAAAUUUUUAAUUUCUAAUGUGUACAAAAUAAAUAUUAUUUUUUAACAUACAA